CUGAGUCACGUGACAGUGACAGUUCCUGUAGCUGAUGUUUUACGUCGUAUUGAUAGCUUGUAGCAGAUUUUCCCUUAGCUAGUGUGUAACCGCCAAGAUCAUGUACGGGGCAGGUGGUCGUAAGGUUGCCCCGGCUUCAAGCUUAGUACCUGCCUGGGGUGUGUACAGGUUUAUUGGUUUGACCAUCUUUCUAAGUGCACUAACAGCAGCCCAGAGCCAACUCAGCUACUCGGAGCUGUGUGGGUACACAUGGGAUGCCGUAGAUACAGACAAAAAUGUGCACUACAAACUCAGCAUCUGCAGUAGCUUACCUGAUGAAGAGUGUGGAGGAACAAGUGCCAUUUGUGCAUAUAAUACUACAAGCAAAAGCAGGCACUCCAUAGGUGACUUUUCCUUAAGAAGCAUCUCUUCAUCUUUCAUUGUUUUCAACACAUCUGAGAUCUGCACAAGUUCAGACCAACAGCAAAAAGUUCAAACCAGCAUCAACUUCCUGUGUGGUAAAACUCUGGGGAGUCCAGAAUUUGUGACAGAAUCUGAAUGUGUAUACUACUUUGAAUGGAGAAGUUUUAUUGCUUGCAGAAAAGAUACUUUUAAACCAACCAUGGAGGUGCCAUGUUAUGCAUUUGACACAAGUGGAAAGAAGCAUGAUUUAAAUCCUCUUAUCAAGAUUUCUGGUGCUUACUUGGUGGAUGACUCCAACAGUGAUGUGGAUUUAUACAUCAAUGUUUGUAGAACUAUAGGUAAAUUGGACAAUGUUGCUUGCCCAACUGGGAGUGCUGCUUGUCUUACAAAAGGAAAUAAAGUCUUUAACAUUGGCAAGCCAAAUGACAGACUGAAAAUAACUGCAGAAAACAGACUAGUACUUACCUACACAUUGAAUGAUACCGGAAGUGUACCAAAGCCAGACUUCUGUGGACAGCAUACUCCUGCUGUAACCAUCACUUUCACAUGCCCUUCUAAAAGACAAGAGGGUUCAGAUCCAAAACUGACAGCAGACACAAACUGUCGUUAUGAGAUUGAUUGGAUCACUGAAUUUGCUUGUCAGAGGGAUUACCUGGAAAGUAACAACUGCAGCCUGACAAGUGAACAACACGAUUUUUCAGUUGACUUGUCACCACUCACGUUAAAACCUGCUGAUAAGCCUUAUUUAGUGAAAGCCAACGACGGUGAAAGUGCAGAUGAAUACUAUUACUACUUGAAUGUAUGUGGCGAAACUGCGGCUGGAGAGUGCAGUGAUGCUAAAGGAUUUAUUUCAUCAUGUCAAGUAAAGGCAACAGGCAAUUUGAAGAAAGCAGCUGGAAGAUACAAAAAUCAAACCCUAAGAUAUUCAGAUGGUGACCUUACAUUAACAUACCCUGGAGGUAGUACGUGUAGUUCUGGAUUUCAGCGAAUGACUGUCAUCAAUUUUGACUGCAAUGAAACAGCAGUUGAUGAUGGAAAAGGAGUGCCUGAAUUUGUUGGAGAAGUGGACUGUACUUAUUUCUUCAAAUGGGACACAAAAUAUGCCUGUGUAUAUGAGAAGGAUGCGUGCAUUGUAACUGAUGAAAGAAAACAUUAUGACCUUUCAACUUUAACGCGAUAUUCUGAAUCUGAUCGUGAUCGUAACUGGGAAGCUGUGGACAGUAAUCCAAUGAUAUCAGAACGGAAGAAUUUUUAUAUCAACGUCUGUAAUAAAGUACUACAGAAAGGAGGAGCAUUGGGGUGUCCUGAUUAUGCAGCUGUUUGUGCUGUUGAUGCUGUAAAUAAAAAAAUAAAUCUAGGGAGAUUUCUUUCUUCUCCAAAGAAAAGUGGAGCCAAUAUUCAGCUUGUUUAUUCUGGAGGAGAUGACUGUGGAAAUGGCAAGAAAAUCCAGUCUGUUAUUACACUGGUAUGCAGACCAGGUGACCUAGAAAGUGCUCCAUUGUUCACGAGCACUAGUUACGACCAGUGCUUGUACGAGUUUGAGUGGCAUACUGCGGCAGCUUGUGUUUUGUCUAAAACAGAAGGAGAUAACUGCAGGGUGUCUGAUGCGCAGGCAGGGUUUUCUUUUGACCUGUCUCCACUCAAGAGGAAGGAUGAGUACUACAAAAUUAACACUACAGAUUAUGACUUCUAUAUCAAUGUGUGUGGCAAUGUGUCUGAAACACAUUGUGAAAAGGAUUCUGCAAUUUGUCAAGUAUCCAAAAGUAGCCCUGGUGGUAUCUGGAACUUAGGACGCCCCAGUUCCAGGCUUGCUUACCAUGAUGGGAUGAUUCAAAUAAAAUAUCAGAAUGGGACCCCGUACAAUAAUCAGCAGCAUACACCACGAUCAAGUCUUAUAACUUUCUUGUGUGAUUGGGAUGCAGGGAUAGGUUUCCCUGAGUACCAGGUAGAAGAUAACCGCACAUACAAUUUCAGAUGGUACACGUCAUAUGCUUGCCCAGAAAUACCAAUAGAGUGUAUGGUAACUGACAGCAAAACCAAGAAGCAAUAUGAUUUAUCCAGUUUAUCCAAAUCCGAAGAAAAUGAGGGAGAAAACUGGGUUGUAAUGGACUCCUCAAAUUCACCAAAUCUGAAGAAGUAUUACAUAAAUGUAUGUCGUCCUUUGAAUCCUAUACUUGAAUGUGAUAAACGCGCGUCAGUGUGUCAAGCAAAGUACAUACCUGUUGAUGUUGAUGGUCCAAAAUUCAUUGAAAAUCAAGAAUGUUUAGUCACCUUUCUGUGGAAUACCAAGGCUGCCUGCCCAAUUACAACAGUAGAGGACAGAAAUCAAACUUGUUCUAUUCGGGAUCCAGACUCUGGCUUCCUAUAUAACCUGAAUGCACUUACUUCUGAGAAAGGAUAUGUUGUUACUGGCAAUGGUGUAACAUUCAAGCUGAACAUUUGUGGAUAUGUUAAAGAAUGUGGUACCGGUGAACAGAAAUUUGCAGGAUGUGAAAUAGAAAACAAUGAACCAACACGACAAGUUGGAGUGGAAAGAUCCUUAACGUUGUCCACAGAUGGUGAGGUAACACUGACUUACAGAGGGGCCUUAAAUCCCCAGUACGGGACCAGCAAUAGCUUUACUGUACAUUUUGUGUGCGACACUGAUUUGUACCCUGGAGAAUUGAAGUUUGUACGGGAAGAAAUCAGCAGUGUGUCUAAAAUCCAUGAUGCAUUCUUUGAUUUUAGUACUUCUUUGGUCUGUGCACCAGCCCCAGUGGACUGCCAAGUUACAGAUUCCUCUGGCAAUGAGUACGAUCUUAGUGCUCUUAGUAAAGAAAGUGAAGCAUGGGUUGCUGUGGAUACUUCUAAGGAUGCAGGGAAAAGAACAUUCUUUCUAAAUGUUUGCCGACCCCUUCCUUCAGUAACAGCUUGUCCGGGUGGUGCUAUAGGAUCUUGUGUAAAGUAUGCUGACAAAAGCCAGAACCUGGGAUACAUCCAGAUGAGUCCCCAGGCUGCACCCGAUGGGUCUCUCAGCAUUGUUUACCUUAAUGGAGACAAGUGUAAUGGUUCACAUUAUUCUACUCGAAUCAUCUUUCAAUGCGACAGAAACCCUGGUUCACCAGUAUUUCAAGCCCAGGAAGCAUGUGAAUUUGUUUUUACAUGGAGUACUCCUGAAGCCUGCCCUAUUCACAGAGCUGAAGGUGAUAACUGCACAGUAAAGCAUCCUAUGUUUGACUUUGUCUAUGACCUUCGACCUCUCUCUAAUCAGGCAGUAGAAGUUUCCACUGAAGAAUAUGAAUAUCAUUUCAGCGUGUGUGGAAAGUUAGAAAACACUUCUUGUAUUUCCAACCCUAACCAAAGACCGGUAGCAUCAUGCCAGGUGAAGAAGAUUGCAAAUACGGCAAAGAUAGCAGGACUUUAUACUCAGAACCUGACCUAUGAAAAUGGAGUAAUAAAGAUGAACUUAACAGGAGGAGAGAAAUGCCAUAAUGUUUAUAGCCGAUCAACUGCUGUAUUUUUCUUCUGUGAUCAUAGAGCACAUCAGGACCCCAAAUUCUUAAAAGAAACAGCUGAAUGCACAUAUGUGUUUGAAUGGCGUACUCCCUAUGCCUGUUUACCCUUCAAGUUAUUUGAGUGCUCUGUAAGGGAUGCAGAUGGAAAUGCAUAUGAUCUAUCACAGUUGUCUAGGUACCAAGACAACUGGGAGGCUGAACGGUUGGCUAGUGGAAUACCAAGAUACUACAUAAAUAUCUGUAAGCCCUUAGUCCCUCAAACAGGUCACUGGGCAUGUCCACCUACUGCUGCUGCUUGCCAAAUGAAUGGAUCCAGUUUUACAAGUCUUGGGGAGGCUUAUCAAGCUCCGGAAUGGAAAAAUGGCACUCUGAUCUUAAAAUACCAAAAUGGAGAUGCAUGUCCAGAUAAAAUACGCAGGAAGACAACUGUGAUACAUUUCAAGUGUGACAAAACCAAGACAGAUACUAACCCAGUUUUGACUAGUGCCAUUGAGGAUUGUGAGUAUUCUUUCUUUUGGUACACAGCUGCAGCGUGCCCUUUAAAAAGCAGCGUUCAUGGAGACUGCAGAGUGGCCAACCCUGUGACAGGCCAUAUGUUUGAUCUGAACCCCUUAAGAAAAAAUAAGUGGCAUGUUCGUAAUAGCAAAUCACUCGUUAAAAUUAAUGUCUGUGAUUCAGUUAAUUCCACCUUCUGUAAAGAGGAAAGUGGUGUCUGCAUUAUUUCCAACGGAAAUGCAAUAAAUGCUGGAAAGUUUACCACUCAGUUGGUAUAUACAGACCAGGUGCUUCAGUUAGUCUAUGCUGAUGGAGACCCGUGCGAGGGAAAUUCUAAUUUAAGGCAUAAGAGCAUUAUCAGCUUUGUAUGUAACCCUGAUUCUACUGACACCAACCCUGUACUUGUGUCUUCUGAUGAGAAAACCUGCACCCAUUAUUUUUCUUGGCACACUUCAUUAGCAUGUGAAAAACAAGUGAAGUGUUCUGUCCGAAAUGGUACUUCAGUCAUAGAUUUAAGCCCACUAGUGCGGAAGACAAGUUAUUACACAGCUGAUGAUGAGGAAAUGUCUGACAAAACACCAGAUUUCUAUAUUAGUAUCUGUCAACCUCUGAACCCCAUUCCUGGUGUUGUGUGCCCACCAGGUUCUUUUGUUUGCAUGGAUCCUGUGGAUGGUCUGCCUAUAAGCAUUGGCCGUAGCAGUGAACCACCCCAGAUUAAUUCCGCAAUUCAAGAAGUCUACAUCAGUUUCAACAGCACCACUCAAUGUUCAGAAAAUAAAGCUGUUAACUAUAGUUCUCUUGUUGUUUUCCAUUGUAACAAAGGUACAGACCUGGGAAGGCCAAAAAUGCUUCGACAGUCCUCCUGUUCAUAUGUGUUCGAGUGGGCAACCCCGGUGGUGUGCUCAGAUUUAGAGAGUACCUCUGGCUGCUCUUUGACAGAUGAACAACUUCAUUACACUUUCAAUUUAUCAGCUCUGACUGGUGGCCAGUAUCAGGUGUCUUCUGCCACUGGGUCUUACCAUAUUAAUGUCUGUGGUAAAGUGACAGAUGUUAAGGAGGGUUGUAAAGAUGCAGGAGUAUGCCUUGUGUCCGAAAGUAGCAAGUCAUCUUAUGGAAGCUUUAAGGCCAUGACACUGAGUUAUAUACAUCAAGAAGAUGCUGUAGUCUUGAAGUACGGAGGAGGAGACCAAUGCCCUCCCGUGACGGAUAAAGGGGAACUGUGCGUCUUGCCCUUCAUUUUCCAGAGUAAAACCUAUACCCAGUGUACCACUGAUGGAAGAACAGAUGGAAGGCUGUGGUGUGCCACAACUGCAAACUAUGACAAAGAUAAGAAAGAGGGAUUUUGUGGAAGUUCUACUGGAUAUCGGGGGUCCACCAUCAUCUUUAAGUGUGAUGAGAAAGCUGGCAAUGGAAAUCCCCAGUUGUUAAGUGAAACAUAUGGAUGUAGUAGCACAUUUGAAUGGAAGACUAAAGUUGUAUGCCCUCCCAAAAAAAUGAAUUGCAAGUUUGUCAGUAAGCACAAAACAUACGACUUAAGAAUGCUGUCAUCCUUAACAGGAUCGUGGAUUUUCUCCUAUGAUAAAUACUCCUACUACAUAAAUCUCUGCCAGAGUGUACAUUCGGGCCCCACAGGAUGUCGUUCCACAGCCAGUAUAUGCAGAAACAGGAAUGGCAAAACAGAUGUCUUGGGACUUAUUCACACUCAGACGAUAACUACUCAAGGUGACAAGAUAUUAAUCACUUAUUCUGGUGGUGACAAAGUAUGUCAAAAUGGACGUGAAGCAAAGACAGUAAUGCAGUUGAGUUGCUCAACAACAGUUGGAGUUCCCGCUCUGCAUCAUAUUGAUACCCUGAAUUGUACAUUUUACAUUGCAUGGGAGACUCGUGCUGCUUGUGCGGUGAAGCCACAGAAAGUUCAGAUGGUAAAUGGAACCAUAACCAUCCCAGCUACUCAGAAAGCCUUAAGUUUAGGAGAAGUUUAUUCAAAAUUGUCUCAAGCAUCAGGUGACAUAAGACCAAAUGGUGACAUCUAUGUGUAUGACAUUCAGCUCUCUGGGAUCACCAAUACCAAAGGUAUUUGUAAAUCAGCCAGCGUGUGUCAAGUUAAAGAUGACAAAAUUUUCACUAGGAAUGUUGGUUCCUCCAAUGAUGUGGCGUACUACAUACUUGAUGAUGAUUUGGAUGUGGAAUUUUCUUCAGGCUCUCAGUGUGGCCGAGAUAAGACCAAGACAACAUCUUCAACAAUCUUUUUCCGUUGCAGCCAAUCAGUAGGAGUUGGCAAGCCAGAGUUCAUCCAUGAAACAGAUGACUGCCAGUAUUUGUUUAGCUGGUACACCGAUGUUAUCUGCCCUCUUAUACCAGAAUUUAUUGGGAAAGAUGAUAAAUUGCCAGGUGAAGAAGGCUUGUCUGGGCGAAGUCAAGCUGUUGGAGCAGUGCUGAGUCUCCUACUGGUCGUACUGACUGUGUGCUUAGCUAUCUUACUACUCUACAAACAAGAACGAAGGGAAUAUGUACUGCACAAGAUAUCUAGCUGCUGCAGGAGGAGUCCGCAUGUGUCCUACAAGUAUUCUAAGAUAAAUACUGAAGAAGAUGGAGAAAAUGAGACGGACUGGCUUAUGGAGGACAUCACCUCACCAGGUGCCCAACCUGGUAAAGAGGGACAGGAAAAUGGUCACAUGACUACAAAACCUGUCAACUCUGAAUUGCUUUCCUCUUUCCAGCUGGAUGAACAAGAUAGUGAAGACGAGCUUCUGACUGUUCCUGAUGUAAAAAUUAAUUCAGCAAAGAAGCAGGAUGUCAGAAGCACAAACAAGAAAAGUACUCAGAAAAAAUCACCUCAGAGUGGGAAUGAAGAUAUUACUAGCUUAUUAAAUGGAGAGAGGCAAAAGAAAGGAAAACUGCCAAACAGACAACAGAAGAUGCACAACAAAGUUAAUGUGGCAUCAUUCCAUGAUGACAGUGAUGAAGAUAUGCUAAAUCUUUAACAGUUCCUUUAUGUGCCUACUCACUGGUGGAGCAACGAGACAUUUCCUCCAAAUCUAGGGACUUUGCAUGUCAGAAACAUGGAAAAUAUGUUUCUGUCACACAGUUUCUUAUUAUUUGCCAAUUUUUAUUUCAGAAGUGAAGGGAAUAUGAUGUGUAAACCAUUCCUGGUUGUUUACAAUGAAAUAUAAAUUAAGGCUGAUGAUUCAUGCACUAAUGUGCAUUUAAAUGACUAAAGUUCACGAUGCACAUGGCCUUUAUCUCUGUCUCCUUAUAGGCUCUAAAUACUUGUGGGUACUGUAGAAAAAUGUGAGUCCGGAAUGUUUUCUGUACCGAACUGUAUUAAGUGAAAAUGUAUUAUUCGAGGCCAUUUGAGUUUUAUAACUUCACUUACUUCUCCUUAUUUAUUAAAGAAAAAAAACUCAGGUUUACUUGUUGAUAAAGUCCUUUUUAUAGCAUUGUGAUAUUAACAGUGUCUACAAUGUAUGACAUACAGUCUUUACAAUAAUUAAAAGGAAGCGGAAGGUAAAAUAAUUCACAUGUUAUUUGCCUGGACAGUCGGGCAACUGCUGAGUGCCCCGUUUAUUUGAGAACGAUAAAGCUGGAGACGAACUUGUAUUUAUUAAGACAUCAAGCAAUGCUGCCAAAGAUUUAUUUAAGUUACAGCUACAGCUUGUAUAAAGAUGGGAAAGAUAUUCAGUAUACAGUGCAUAUGUUAUUUUUGGCAAGUAAUGUGUGCUUUUAAUUUAAUGUUAAAAUGACAGCAUCAGUGGUCUCUAGUAAAAGGCAUUGUGAGAUCAAUCAUUAAUUCCUUUGAAAGACAAAUCAGAAUAUUGAGUGGUCAAACUGUGUGCAGCUGUUAUUUCACAGAGGAGUUGUCCUUUCCUGAGCAGCAAGAAUUUCAAGAUGUGUGGAAAAUGCCCCCCCAACCCACCCACACACACACACACACACACACAAAAAUAAAUGUAGCAAAAGACAGCUUAAAUGAUAGGAUCAGCUAAUGUUUCCCUUACUUUGAAAUUAAGUUCUGGCAGUCUGUAGAAGUUGUAGAGUGCACUGUUUGACAGAAGGUUGCAGUGCCAUUUCUUAACCUUUGAAGUAUUUUUCAGUAUCAUUUUAACAAAGAUAGAUGUGUACAUAAAACACUGCUCUAGUGUAAGGCACUCAUUAACUAAACGUAUUAAUCAUUAUAAACUAGUAUUUUGUACAACCAUCAAAUUAUUAGUGUAUUAAAUCUCAACGGAGAUGACUUAAAAUCAGCUGGCAGGGCUCUCUACAAGUUUUUUGCUGCCAUUUAUAUUAUGUUCUGCAUGACAAAUCAGAAAAUUCAAUUCUGUAUAAUUUCUCUUUAAAAGAAGUUAAUUCAUUCAUUUUAAGGACACUUUUUUUCUUUUUUUAUGUAACUGGUGUAGAAACUGUUUCUUAGGGGAUAAUGUAUGUCCAAUAAGCUCACCAAAUUACCUGUCACUGUUGCCAAGACAACAUUUAAAUACAUUUUCUCCAUUUAAAUCUAACAUUCAUUUAGCAUCGUGAUGUAAGUUUCCACGACCAGCAAUUCCUUAAUUUGUUUCUCUCUUUUUCUGGUAACAUGUAGUUGAGUCACACCAUGUGAUACACCAGUCAGCAAUCUUCUAGCUUCUCAGUAGCACAUAAUUUAAAUAAGUUUUGCAGUUUAUGGCCACUAAAUGCCAGUGAUUACCCAUACUUGACUGCAGCAUUCUGAAUUUAAACAUAAACAUAACAAAAUGUAUGAAUUUCCGAUUAAGGAAAUAUCUUAAUCUAUGCAUUAAACUAUAAUUUAGCCUUGUAAUUUUUAAACUGUACAUUUUGCCACCAGUACUAGCUAAACACUGUCACUGUCAAUAUCAUAGGGUUCAUAGGUCAAUAGUUAGCCUUAUGGACUUACUAACCUUCAAGAAGCUUGAUUGUCAUAAACCAGUAUUGAUAUUGUGUACCUUAUGUUUGCAUUUUGGGACUAUUUUUGAAGGAAGUUGAUGACUGACCAAUGUCUCAAUAUAAGGGAAAACUUGUUUCAUAAUCUUAGAAAGUGUUUAAUAUAUCUGUCACAUUUUUUCAUUAUCAAUAUUUAGUUUUAGUAGUUAGGGAUCUUGCAAGUAAAAUGGGAAACGUGAUGGCCAAGAGGGCAGGAGCAAAAAAAAAAAUAAUAAUAGAACCUUUUAUUAAAUCUGUUGCCGGAUUUGUUUUUUUGUGCACCUUAGCAAUUUUUUUUGCUCUGCUCUUUAAGGACUGUGUUCUGUCUUGUUUUAAAAAAAAGUUUGUGACAUUUACUUCAAUGUUAGUUUUUCUUCCUGUCAGCAGUUGCUGGUCUGUUUUAGCUCUUUGUUGACUGCAGCAUUGUUGAAACACACUAUACUGCUGUUAAAUUUUCCAUUGUGUAUUGGUUGUUUAGUGUUUUGCUGACUAGCAGUUACAGAUGGUAAAGAUUUAGAAAAAUAUUCCAAAUGUGAGCAUAAAAUUCAUCCCUCAAGACAGGCACACCUAUUAUUAAGUCUGUCUUUAAGGAGAGCAUUAUAUCAAAUAUAUUUGUGAGACCUUUGAUUCUAGAACUCUGACAGACAGGAAAAUGAAGCUAGUUUUUUUCCUCGUGUACACUCUUGACCAGAAGGGUUUGCUUCCUGUACUGCUUCUCAAAUGUCAACUCCUUCCCUACCCAGGUCUGAGAGGUAUUCUAGCAGAUCUCAUGGAAUCAAGGACAAGGAUAAGAGUUAAGAAUAAGAAACAGAGGCAUAGGGAGGAUAGGUCAGUAUCUUCCAAGGACAUUUCCACAGCACAAUUAUAACAACACAGUGGAAGAGCCCUCUUUCUCAGCUGUUCUUCCAAUACAUAUUUCAAAACUUCCAGGCAUAGUUGUGGCUAGACGUACUAGGGUAGGGUAGUGGACUUACUAGGUUAGGGUAGUGUAGAGUCAGUAUUUGAGACUGAGCUUUUGAGAUAUUUUCCCUGCUAUCCAUUGCCAACCAAGUCAUUAUUUUCCUUCCUUUCUUAGCCACUGUAUUGUGGUGGAUAUGCACUAUAUGGUGAUGUAGAAGGCUUGACUAAAAUUGUAGCAGGCAGCUGUCUUCUCCAUCCCCCUCUGGUAUGAGACUGAAUGAUAGAAGCACAUCUUUGUUGCUGCCUUUCUCAGCUGCUUCUUCCAAGUUGUCCACACUGGCCUCUGUCACACAGCAAUACUGAUGAGACUGGUUAGUACUCCUGCAGGUGUCAGCAUUGGCAUUAGCAGAAGUGUUAAGGCCAGUAUGGUUUCAGAUUUAGGAUUAUCGCCAUUCAGUCUGAUGCCUUCUAAUUUUGGUGGCAUUGAAGCUGACGCUUUCAACAUUAUUGGACAGUCAGUGAUGAGCCUGAUGCUGACAUUUGCAUCUGCACUGAUGGGUUUCACCCUUGAGCACACUGCAUCAUUGCUCUUAGGCCUGAGUUUGGCUUUGACAUUGAUUUACUCUUCGAUAUUGCAGGCUCUUCAGGUGUUCACCAUGACACCUGCAGCUGUAUCAACUUCAACCCAAGACCCAUGUGCUCCAUCUGGGCAGCAGGACAGAAGAUUUGAUAGCAAUUGGUGCAUACCUUUCAACUAACCCUGAAUUUGCUCAUGUUUUAUCCUGCCUCAUGUAAAGUUUUUGAUUGGUAAGUCACCAAAGAUUACAUUCGGUCAGUAAUGCCAGGCAGUACAGUCUUAUUGUUCAGAAAAUACAUGCUGAUGCAAAAUCUGUUGUUCCGUUUACUUUUAAGUGAUUUAGAAUAAUAGGACACAAAAGACGCUCUCCGGUGGUUUUGGUGUUAUGAUUUAGAGUAAUAUUUAAAGAUUGCUCCUGAUUUUGGACCUUUGUCUUACCAUUACUUUGGGGGUGUUCCUGAUUCUUCAGCAAGUUGCAGGCCAUGAAUGAAUGAGAUUGUUCUCAUUUAUUUCAGAAUUGUCCAGCUUUUACCUUCUCUGAAUCUUUCUCAUGAGGAGAGGCAGGAAGCAAACUGACUUCCUGUUGGAAUUUUCUACCCUAGGUACAGAUAAAAGUAAUUACAACUGUCCCUAAGUAUGAUCCCAAAUUUGGAGAGAUCCUUCAAAUGGUAAUCCAGAGGGGUGAGGGACCCAUUGAACCCCAUAAUAUCUCUUCAAAGGAUCCUGCAUGAGGCUUUUCAGUCCCAUUGCCUUCUUUCUAGGUUGCUGUUCCUGCCAACAUGGUGAUUGCUCUUGUCGGGGAGGCAUGGAAAGAAAGAAGUAGAUGUGGUGGCAUGUGUUCUUAGGAGGUCAGACAAGACCCUCUGCAACUCCCCAGGAUUGGGGGUAUUGGAUUAGACUUCUGUAGUUGUCUCUGUAAUCAAUGUUGCAUCCCUUAAGGCUCCUCCUCCUGCAAAAUUCUGCUUAGCAUCCCUCCAGUGUAAAGUCUAAGGUAGUGAGGAAUUUAGGGAAGCAGUUAUGUAUCCUCUACAUUUACAUUAAGGGUGCAAAGCUACUUGUCCGAAAUAUUAGGCUGACAGUAAGAACUUAAUGAUAAUGCAUCUGAGUCACUGGAAGAACUGCUGGAGGUUAAUCCUCAAACUAAUAUGCAUUCACAGGUGGCAGUGAUGGAAUCUUUAUAUGAUCUCACCAUUCAUUUGGCACAUAACUCCAUGGAUGCUGCAUUGAGAGCAGUAGAUGUCAGUGCAGUUCUCUGCCAUCAUGCUUGGCUGUGCUUGAAAAUUAUUCUUAAAUAUUCUAAGGCAACCUUCCUUACCAUCCCUAUAAUGGUUCCACCAUUUCAGACCAAAUAUUAAGAGAAAAAACUAGGGUCAUGGAAAAAAGGAAAACCCUCAUUUUAGCUGACCCUUUGGUGCUUGCGCAAGGUAUCCACCUGUAAUUCUAGUAAACCAGGAUCAAUUAGCUACCUGAGAAGCUGGAAGGCCACAGGUGGGGUGCGGGGUCUAGGUUUAAGCAGCCAACAGACGUCUCAACUACCUUGCAGGAAUGAAGGAAUGAUGUGUGAAGGCUGGAGAGCUGUACUAGUGUCACACAGGCAUGUGGGGCAGGAAUGCCCAUACAUGUGUGCAUCAUUGCAUACCUCUCCUCUCAAGGGAAUGGUUAAGUCAUUCAAAAAUCCCUGAGGUUAUGAGUGAAUGGUCCUAGAUAAGGACACUUCAAUCUUCUCUACCACUCCCCUGAAGAUGAAUCAAUGUUUUGUCAUCUAUAAAUCCUGUGCAGGGGGGAGGAUAAACCAGGCAAUCUAGAGGAAGAUUGGGGGAAAGGAAAGAUGAACCCUUGCAAAUGGCCAUUCUGACAAAAGGGUGUCAAAAAGAAAUUUCACACUCCACUUUGGUUCUUCCCUAGGGAAACAGCAGUUUAAUCCCUGAGGCUGGUUGGCUAGUCAUCGUGCUAGACAGAUGGAUUCAUACAAUAUUACAGAGAAAAUAUACUCCCUUCCAUUGUUUGAUAUUACAGCCCAUCGAAAGAGGUAGGCAGGAAGGGUGGUCUUAAACCUGUAAAAACAACAGAGCCUAUCCAACGGUUUCCACCAGAGCAGUGAGGAUCUAGUUAUUACUUCAGAUUUUUUUUGGUUACAAAGAAGCAAAUUACCUCAGAACCUUACUAGAUUUAAGUAGUCACAACAAAUUUUACCAAGCUAAAGUACUUGGUGGUUUUGGUACAGUCAGCCCCUUACCUUUCAGUCUGAAGAAGACUAGAUAUACUCCAUGGACUGUCAAGAUCUCUGCAUCCACAUAAAGAUCAUUACAGAGUCCACGAGGUGUCUUGUGUCUCCAUGUAAGAGCCAGUCAGUUUUAGUCUCCUCUAUUUUGUCUUGCUUCACUUCUCCAGGGUGGUUCCAGUGCAUGGUCUGUAUUUGCAGUGAGCCAGAAGUUGAUUCAAUGCAUUUUCUUGCCUGAUAGACUGACUCCUAAAUGAUGCGACUGCAAAGUAGUGAGUGGUAAUACAAGAGUCUCUUCAGUGUUUCAGUCCUCAAGAAUUAUGAUAAACACCUCAGAUUUCAAGAUGUACCCAUCACAGAUGUUCACACUCAGAGAAUGCUGCCUGGAUAAUUUGUCAUGCAAGGUCUACAAAGUCUCCAUUGCUACCAUCUCUGAAAGUCACAGCAGCACUUUAUUUCAGUUACAAGUGUCAUGGUAGUGACAGUAUAAAUGGUUAUCAAAGCAGACAGUCAAAGGUUCAUGGUCAUUGUGAGAGACCAGUAUGCACAUCUAAGUUCUGGAGAUAAAGAGGAGAAGGAACGGUUGACAUAAUGGUUAAGGUGUUUACCUUACAGACAGAAGGUACAGGGUUCAAUUCUCACCUUUGAUGAGAAUUGACUAGGCUUAAAAUGGCCCACAAGGGCAGCUAGCCUAGUAUUUACCUAUGGACCUCAAGCCACAGGUCUUUCAUUAGCCACUCACCACUUAUGGUGCAUUAACCAUACACGCUAUUUAUAGAGCCAUGGUAUGGUAAGUAAACAAACAGAAAACAAUUUGUUCUUAUCCCCUAUGUUAAGUUAGGGUAUGGGACUCUACUGUGUCAGUCAAUCAGUUUCUUAUAACCACUCUUAUUCCUGAGGAGACCAGUUUUCUACUGGAUAGGAUCAGUCAUUGCCUGUUAAUGCCAGUUGUGUGGUGCCUUAACUUGUCAAUAGCAUGGAAUAUUUUCCAUUGCUGCAGAAGGCCCUGCUGUAACCUGAUUGCAUCUCUGAGAAGCACCACAUUGGUCAAAUUCUAAUUCCUGAUCCCUCUUUAUGAUCCAUUUCCCAGGAAUGCUCCUGUCUAGAAAUGGCUGUUCAGAUCCCUUCAUACUCUCCUUCAUUUGUACUUAUCCUGAAUUCCAUCAAUAAAGUCAAGCAGAAGUCCAGAGUCUUACUCAUAGCCUCAUUCUGGCCUCAACAAUUCAGCAAAUGUGGCUCUGUUUUGGCCUCAUCUUUUGGAAAAGUCUCUGUCUCUAAAGCCCUUCAGAACCCUGUUGAUUCAUCUAUCUGGUAAACCUCAUCUUGAGCAUUGCUGUUUGCUUUAACCACAUGGUUAUUCCAGUUCCAGUAAUGACUAGAGGUGAUUCUUGCCCUCCUAGUGUCAUCCAGAGGUCCAGCACCAGGAAAAGGUGAGAGUUGCUAGACAUACUUUUCUAUUUGGGCUGCUUCUAAAGGAUUAGAUCCCUCAUCAACUCCAGUGCCAGCUUUUCUGGAUUACUUCUCUCAAAUCUCUGACACAUUCAUAAGUUAUUUAUCAGUUAAGGUUUACCUUGCUAUCAUUUCUAACUUCAUAAAGGAUUCCAUAACUCUGCUUGUUUCCUUAAAAGGUCUGCAAAGUUCUUUUCAAGGGUGCAUUCCAGAUUAGACAUUUAUUUAAAGACCUGGCUCUUCCAUGGGAUAUGUUCCUUAUACCUUGAAAAAUUUAUUUUACUUCCUUUACAACCUGCUCCUAAACUGUACUUAAAAUACAUGUCCUGGAAGACUGUUUUGCUAGUGACUAUUACCUAGAAUUAUUUCUGGACCACAGACCUUAUGUUUGAAACCCUCAAAAAUCAUUGUAAGCAAGCCUUUCCUUCAUGCCAAAAUAGGCAUGGAAACAAACUGUAAUCAGCCAUUAAUUUGCCUGCUUUUUUUGCAUACUAUUCCAGCAGAAAUUAAUACCUGCUAAACUGUAUAGAUGUGCACGGGCAGCUAAUAUUUUGUUUGGACAGAACUAAAUCAGUCAGAAAAGAUGCCCAAUUAUUUAAUUUCCUUCCAAAAAUUGGUCUACAAAGUUUUGAAGUUCACUAUCUGCAGAUGGCUUUCUAACUGCAUUAAAUUUGUUAUGAAACGCACAAAAAAUUACUGCUUUGCCCUUUCACAUUUAGCCAGAGCAAUGACUACCUCUCAGGCCUUUUUUAGAAAUGCAUCCUUGGAUAUUUUUUCAGCUGCUGCAUGGGCUUCUCUGAAUAUUUUUAUAAGGCCGUGUGAGUUGGAUGUGGCCUGUAUUACUUUGUCCUCCUUUUUUUGCCACAGUUAUCCAAGGUACAAUUUCCAGUAGGUCCACCCAGCAGGAAAGCUAGGGACGCUUUCCUGCUUGUUAACAUGGAUGGAUCUCCACCUACUUUACUGUCAGUUUAUCCUCAUUAACAUGCCUGCCUUCUCCCCGUACCUCUCAGCUGUCCCUUAUUUUGAGUUAAAUUUUAGCUCUGUCCCUUUUAAUCCCUCCAAAAAACAGAGACUUUGGAGAAAAUGUGCAUUACACUUUAAUAAAGACAAUAAUUAGAUGUACAUCUUUUGCUUCAGAAAAUGUAUAAUAAUUUGCAUACCUCAUGUUAAUAGUGCUAAUAUUUUAAGUGUCCCUAUUUCAGGGUUUGUCCCUAAUUCUGUUGAGAUCUGUCCCCAAUUCAUUGAGAGCUAUGCCUCCCCAGAUCCCCAGUAAGCAUGGUGUAGGUGGUUACUAGUCUGUAGUUUUUUACUGAUGUGCUUUACUUUCAAGUAUCACACAUGGGAGGAGCUGUAUUAGAAGCUUUAGGGGGUAAAGGGGAGGAGCUGUAGCGUAUGUUGGCAAAGCCUGCAGUUACAGUCCUGCUCGUUAAUGUAUAUGGAAUGACUCUCUGAACACAUAUACUAACUCCAAGAUUGCCAUGCCUUGCAGAAAAGGAAAUAUUCUGAGUAAUGUCUAUCUCUGACUUAGUAUAUCUAAGUCCGUUAUUUCGGACAUUCAGUCUCAGCUUUACAGGAUCCACUGUAGUGGGUGCUGGCAUUUGAAAUGGUUUACCACUUUCUGUCCUUCAUUCUGAGUAUGACUGCAUGAGGGUAACAUAUGUAAUAUGCACAUGCUUCCACACAAUUUUGCAAGGAUCUAUUAAUUCUGCUGAGCAACUUACAGCCUUCACUGGAGUGUUUGCAGCUUGACUUACUCUAAGUGGAUUUUUGAUCAAAUUAGACUAUGGCUGUUGUAAUAAUGUUCAGAUGAGGAAAGGAUAAAAACUGCACUAUUCUAACUAUGAUUGCUGUAUUUUAGCAACUUUUAUAUGUCAGCAAUCUAUAUCACAUGAACUUUUAUAUCAAUAUGCUUGUUUUAAUCUUAAUUAUUUGUAGAAUUUCUACAAGGAAUCAUGUCUACUUAGAAUACAGUGUUGACAUCCAAAAUGAGCAGAGUAGGACUAAAAGGUGGUACUACUUACUAAGCAAUGAGUUUUUUUUUUAAUACCACUUAGUUUAAAGUAAAUGGGAAACGGUCUGCUAAAAUGACUGCAUUUCUGCUCUAGAGAUAAAUGGUUCCUGAAACGUCUUGCUGAUAGAUUGUGUUUGCAGUUGUUUUCCUAAUGUUUCAUAUUUUGGAGUAUGAGAAAUUGGUUGUGCAGUGUUGUCCUCUUGGGUAGUACUUUUGCAGUCUAGUUUAACAAAUAGCUUUGUUUCAUAAACACUUGGAAGCUGAGUCGUGAUCCAACUAAACUGUAAAUUUCAGCUGUUCCGUACCAGAUUAUUCUUAGAGUUUCCCUUUGUCUGUUUUUCUUUUAUAGGGUUUGCUUUACACUGGAUUCAGCUCUAGUAAAAGAGUGGAUGACGUAUAGAUCCCCAGAUCUGAAUACUUAAGACACCUUGUAUGCACUGGCAUUCAGUGAAGAUUACAGAUGCAUUGUAUAGUAGCCUUAAUUUGCACAAUGAAUACCUGUAUUAGACCAAAUAACUGUGGUACUGCAUGAAUAGUGAGAAAAUAUUACACAAGAACAUCAGAUCUUUAUUCAUUCUGAUGUCUGACAGUCAGCCAUUUAAAAUAGUUUUACUGUAUUUUAUCACAUGUGCUGAAGCCAUAUACUGGCAUUUGCCCUACUGCUUUUGCCAGUAUUGGAAUUGGCUACAUCUUCCUCUUAAGAUCAUCACAAAUUAAGAGUAUGGUUAUGUUCUGCUGGUUUCUUCCAGAUUACUUCAAUACAGUACAGAUGUGGUGGUACAUUGUUAAAAUGACAUUUGUUUGUGAUUUAUGUAUUCUUGUGGGGUUGACAGGUAUUUGAGUUUAUCAUUUCAGAGGUACUGUAUAUACUGUUUUUGAUUUGGUGUUUUGUUUCAUUUUGAUCAGCCUGAUGUAAUAUAAAGUAUUUCAUAUUUCAAUAAAAUGAAAUAAAUUAUUGAAGCUUU
Molecule: messenger RNA, 17431 nt
Organism: Protopterus annectens (West African lungfish)
Lineage: Eukaryota; Metazoa; Chordata; Ceratodontiformes; Protopteridae
Gene: IGF2R
Product: insulin like growth factor 2 receptor
Exons: 47
Coding region: 101-7375 (2424 amino acids)
Biological process (GO): lysosomal transport
Cellular component (GO): trans-Golgi network; late endosome; plasma membrane
Molecular function (GO): D-mannose binding; insulin-like growth factor binding; signaling receptor activity
Source: RefSeq, a predicted model, not a curated record